Dermatophagoides farinae (American house dust mite) is the source of this 1441-nucleotide messenger RNA. Its product is annotated as alkaline phosphatase, germ cell type. Lineage: Eukaryota; Metazoa; Arthropoda; Arachnida; Sarcoptiformes; Pyroglyphidae. Gene Ontology annotation, molecular function: alkaline phosphatase activity. Gene Ontology annotation, biological process: dephosphorylation. The record is from RefSeq and is a predicted model, not a curated record.
AACAAAUUAAUGAUGAAUUUUUCAUUAUUUUUUUAUCUAUGUUUUUUUCUAGUCAAUUGGAUUUCUUGUUCAAAUCACAAGGACCCUGUAUAUUGGCGAGAAUUGAGUAGAAAUGCAUUGUACCAUUCGAAAACGUUUCUUUCGGAUGACGACAUCAAACAAGCUAAAAAUGUUAUUAUCUUCCUUGGUGAUGGAAUGGGUAUGCCAUCCAUAUCUGCAGCUCGAUUACUAAAACGACAAAUUACCAAUAAAAAUGAUGACCAUCUAGUUUUUGAACAAUUCGAUCAUACGGCAUUGAUUCAGACAUACAACAUAGAUUAUGCAGUUCCGGAUUCGGCAGGAACAGGAACGGCUUUUUGUACUGGAGUGAAAACAAAUCGUGGUACGAUCGGUGUGAAUGGAAACGUUAAUUAUAAAGAUACAAAUUGCGAAUUGUUACAAGAAAACAUUGUUGAAACGGUUUUUGAAAAAGCUGCCAAAUCAGGUAAAAGUGUUGGAUUUGUUACGACGGCCAGUAUUACCGAUGCUACACCGGCGGCAACCUAUGCACAUGUCUCAAGUCGUUAUGAUGAAUCUUCAUCAUCUUUAAAUGAUGAUAAAUGCAAAGAUAUUGCUCUACAAUUGAUUGAAGAUCAUACAGAAUAUCGAGUAAUGCUUGGUGGUGGAAGAAAAAACUUUCUUCCAAAAGGAAAAGAAGUUGGCAAAAGAGAAGAUAAUCGUGAUUUGUUCGAAGAAUGGCAAUAUAAAUUGGGAAAUCAAACGAAUCAUCAUCAUUAUGAAUUUGUUUCGACAAAACAAGAAUUAUCAGAGAUCGAUUAUGACAAAGUUGACUAUUUGCUUGGAUCAUUUUGUGAAAAUCAUAUGAAAUUCGAUAAAGAAUUAAAAAACGAUACCAGCGAAACUGAACCGACAAUAGAAGAGAUGACUGUAGCAGCAUUGCAAAUUCUAAAAAAGAACAAAAAUGGAUUCUUUUUAAUGGUCGAAGGUGCCAAAAUCGAUAAAGCUCAUCAUACAAAUCAAGCAUUUUAUUCAUUACAUGAUCUAUUGGCAUUUGAAAAGGCAAUUAUCAAAGCGCAAUCAAUGGUCAAUCUUAAAGAAACGUUAAUCAUUGUCACAGCAGAUCAUUCACAUAGUUUUACUCAUAGUGGCAGCUCGUUAAUGACAAAUGAUCUUUUUGGAUUUAGUGAUUAUACAGAUAGAGAUGGAAAAAAUUUUACCUCAUUGAUUUAUUCAACUGGACCUGGAUAUAAAGAAUCGAGAAAUUACACGGAAAAGAAAUCAAACAAAUUGACUUUGCUCAAAUAUCGGCCGUACCAUUGGACAGUGCUACUCAUGGAGGCGAUGAUGUUGCCGCUUAUGCAACAGGACCAGGAUCUAAUUUACUGAGAGGAAGUCAAGAACAAACAUACAUAGCUCAUUUGAUGGAAUUUGCGUCUUGUAU